Molecule: messenger RNA, 3183 nt
Organism: Suillus subaureus
Lineage: Eukaryota; Fungi; Basidiomycota; Agaricomycetes; Boletales; Suillaceae
Exons: 15
Coding region: 21-3131 (1036 amino acids)
Biological process (GO): cell surface receptor signaling pathway
Source: RefSeq, a predicted model, not a curated record
UCGAGACAGCAUCUGAUGCAAUGGUCGUGGAUCUCUCAAAGAAGAAUAUGGGCGACUUUCUGGGAGAGGCAAAGAAGGUGAUGGAGGCCCUGGAUGUUCUGCAACAGGUUCACCCGUUUGUUGGUGUGGCUAUACUCGCUUUCAAGGCUGUCGUGAAUCUUGAGCUAACAAGAAGGGAAAACGAUCGUAGAGUUGGAUUGAUGUUAGCUCAAGCAUCUGACAUGAUGACCAUGCUUCUCCAACUUCAGGACACUAGAGAUCCUGCCAUUGUGGGACCUCACGGCAACAUCCGGGGACGAUUGGAUCGUGUCCUGGACGGCAUCAAGCAAGAUAUCGAGGAUUGUGGAAAUGCCAUUGACAAAUACUACAAGUCAAAAUUCAUGGUGAAAUUCUUCAGGUCCUCUCAUUGGGCGAGCGAGUUCCUGAAAGUUUGCAGCAGCUUUUGCCAGCGUACGCGGGACCUCCAACUCGCCUUAAAUAUCAGGACGACAUUGAGAGUUGAUAUUGUCAUGGAGAAGCUAGACAAGCUUAUCCAGACACAAAGCGAUCGCGAAGAAAAAUUCGAGAAAGAAGUGCAGAUGCGCGGUGGAAGAGAGAAAUGUUUGGAAAGCGAAGACAAACUAAUGGAACUCCUGAAAAUCGCUGAGCAACGGGAAGGGCGUCCACAGAAUAAAGCGCAUUCUGAUGCUCCUACCAAAGAUGUCAACAAGCCUACUUCGAAGACCAACCGCCUUGAUGCAUCGCUGCUUUACGAACUGCGUGCUCCGUUACGCAACUUACUUGACGAGAAUCGUGCACUAUUCAUGUUCAAGCUUGAUACACAGACAUCCGACAUCAAAGAUGCCAUCAAGGAUUCUGAAACGCGCAUCAUGUGGGCCUUCAACAGCAGAUUUCGACAGGUCAAGGAUCCGCACCUCCGAUAUAUCUGGAAAGAGAUGAAAUGGACAACAAGUGUCAAGACGCCAUACUUCAUUGCAGAACUGCAUGAUUAUUACCUGAAUCGUUUCUCCCGCCUCCGUCAUGAUGCUCCGUUCUCAGAAGCAGUGUCAGAUGCUUCAUCUUUGGUACCGCGAGUCCUAUCUCCAACUCCCACUGUCUCUGUCAUGUCCGAUUCAGAAGGAGAAGACCAUGAGCUUCCAGCAGCAUACUACAAACUUCCUACUGUCGACCCUGCAGAUAAAUGGUGCUUGAAAUAUUUGUCCGUUUUCUACGUUCCAAGUUUAUCCGAAGGCUUCGAUGGCGAUGCGAAUGGCUUGGUCAGUGUGAGGGAGGUGAAUACUUUUACGUCUGCAAUCCCAUUGAGUUGGACUCUGCCGAAAGCACUUGCAUACUGGGCUGCAGGCUGGAGAGUGGAUAGCCAAUACUAUCAUGCACGAAUUGAACAAGUCUUGAACAGCAUGGUGUAUGCGCAAGAAGAUGUACUUCCAGAAAAUAGGAGGUGUAUCGCCACAUACUUGAACUCAUAUGUCAUCGAUGGUAUCAAAAGGCUUGUCCGUUCUCUUGCAGAACUUGGAUCAGAGUGUUGGGACUUGGAUCUUGCGCAACUGACUGCUCAGCGUCGCAAGGCUCAGGAGGAGACAUUGGCGGAUAAGCUUAAAACCGUCAAGUACGAAAUCGACUCCAGAGAUUCUAUUAAACUGUUCGGAUCUGGUCGCAUCGAAAAUUUCUUGCUGCCUUUACUGUACCUUGUAAUCAAGAGGCAUUUACAGAUCAUGAAACUUGCCAGCACAGUGACUCUUGUCGAGAGAGAACUUGAGUCUGCGACUCAAACGUUGGGAAAUAUCUUGGAAGGGGUGUCUCUGCGCGUGGACCAACUGGCAGAGUCAUUUCGUCAGCAGGGUAACUAUCCAAAAGCGAGAUUCGCGUGGUAUGCGCAUGGCUUAUACAACUUUUGGUACAGUCCAGAAUUAACCACAGACGACGCCGAAUACUGGGAAAGUCACAAUUUUGGGCUUGAUGACACUGAGCUGGAGAUCGAUUCAACAGCAUUGAAGCUUGGUCCUUUCAGUCUGACAGAGGACAAUGGAGCGGUUGGAAGACCCGUGAAGUUCAUCGCAUUUAAUCCCGGUCAGCAGCCUGAAGACCCCAUGGAAGAAUAUAUCCGUUUGCGAUGCAUGAAUGACCUGCACAAUACGUGGAACUUCUACCCUCACGAUAUCCCGCCUUACCUAUCGUCGACCGACAAAGAAAGGUUUAAUACUCUGUCCAAAGAGCUACCACCCACAGAUAUCGAGCAUUGGAAUUUAUUAGCUGAACUGCAGAUGCGCGGACGAUUGUUCGAAUGUCAGUGUGAUGCAUGUCAUUACCUUGUCAGUGAUGUCCUUCACCGUUGUAUAGACUGCGAGUCCAACGACUAUGAUGUGUGUGUAGAUUGUGAAUCUCAGCCGGUCUCAGAUCACAAAUUCCCAUCCGGGCACAAGUCAACGCAUAACAUGCUUGUUUUCCGCAUGUCGCUACCUCGCGAUCGCUGCAACCGGAUUCGGCAGUAUGCCAGGGAAUUCUUCUCCACUCUCUUGCCUGCCGCAGCACCGCCAGACGCACCAUCGUCUGCGCGAGAAGACGAAUCCAAAACGCAGCCAGAUGGACCUGAACUUCCGCAUCCGGCAGAUGCCACUCGAGCAGAUGAUUCUUCCGCCUUUGUCGAUUUACAGGAAGGUGAUGAGAAGUUAAAUGGGAACCCGGAAGUAACACUUGGGGAGAUAGCUGGAACCUCAGUCGUGAAUGAGGAUGCCUAUGCUUGUGCUGAAUGCGGCGUCAAGAUGAAGGGCAUUUUUUAUGUAUGCCUCACCUGCGCAGAACUCCAUUUCGCAAUUACCCUAUGCGGUGAUUGUGCAUUUCGCGACGUGUUCAACGUGGUCACAAAGCACCACCCUUACAAACACUGGCUGGUCAAGAUUAAAGACCGGGUUCGAGAUAUGGACAUCGGAACAUCGGACGAACCUUUGGAUAAUGUGGACGAGACCGCGUCACUUUCCUUACGAGUCGACAAGCUGACUGCAAUGGUGGAAUCUCGCUUCGUGGAACAGGAUCUCCGCCUUAGUGCACUUGUCACGCAGAUUGAUCAGCUCGUGCGUAGUCUAGCUGCAUUAACGGGGAAAGCACAGCUUCCCUCUGAAUCGGUCGCUGUUUGAUUAGCUCAUAAAUUGGUAGAAACGUCAUUGAUUCUUGCAGUGUCUCAGCGAG